Rhizoctonia solani is the source of this 3756-nucleotide messenger RNA. RefSeq names its product exocyst complex component Sec8. The transcript is spliced from 18 exons. Gene Ontology annotation, cellular component: exocyst. Lineage: Eukaryota; Fungi; Basidiomycota; Agaricomycetes; Cantharellales; Ceratobasidiaceae. Bases 1 to 3756 code for a protein of 1251 amino acids. The record is from RefSeq and is a predicted model, not a curated record. Gene Ontology annotation, biological process: exocytosis; Golgi to plasma membrane transport.
AUGUCUCGAACGCCUCGUACGCGCGGCUCCCGCUCACGGGACCGCGGAUCUGAGGAUUUCUCGCGCUCCAAUGGAUAUACUUAUGAAACUCCGCCUCUCCCUAUAACUCGUCCUCUCCAGCCUCGUCCUCGCGUGCCUUCGAUCACCGGAGGAUACACUAGUGAUAGAGACAGAGAUAGAUUUGGAACAUCUCCAUCCAACAGCCGCAUGCACUACGAUUCCCCCAGCCGAGCCUCUCCAGCGCCGAGUCGUCCAGCACGAUCAGAACGGCGUCCAAUAAACUCCGUUGCAUCUGACUCGUUUAGGCAAACUCAUAGUUCAAGACCUUCGAUUGAUGAUGACGCAGAUCCUUAUGGAGGAGUGGACGCGUUGCCUAUUACACAGCCGCAGUUCCAGGACGACCACGGCGAACCUAAAGCGCUAGGAAGCGUCAUAUCGGCUUUUCAAAUUGCAGGAUACCGACAUGCUGCUGCGCCGGAUAAGGAGAGGGAGCGAUUGAUAGAGCAGACGGAUCGAAUACGGGAGCGCGAACCUGGGAGGGCGAUAAAGGGCCGAAGGGGCACUAUUGGAGAAAUUGAUGCGGUCCUUGAUCAGAUGCAAGACGAAUGGGCGUUUGUUGUGGACCCAGAUUUUAAUCCUGUAUCCCUUGCGUUGGCCUUGCUCGACGAUUCAUCUGUAGGACGCGAUUUGGACUCAUUUCGGAGAACCAAAGGAAUGUUGGAGAGAGCCUUGAAAGGCACAGUUGACAAACAUUAUCAAGCAUUUGCUGCUUCGCUGCCACACCACAGCAAAUUAAUAAACCUACUCACGGAGACUCAAAAGCACAUCGCGGAAACGCGUUCGUGUCUUAUUGAUGCGCGUGCUGCACUAAGUCAUCAGAGGGCGGACUUGGUUCAGUUAUGGUCCAGAGGGCAAACUAUCGAGGAGAUGCUAAGGAUACUAGAUGAAAUAGAUCGCCUGAAGAAUAUACCCGAUCAAUUGGAAUCGCUCAUGUCUGAAAAGAAACUCCUUCAAGCCGCCUUGUUGCUGGUGCGAAGUCAAAAGACAAUCACGAAUGCAGAGCUUAUGGAUAUUGGGGCUUUGACUGAUUUAAGGUCGUACCUUAGCGGGCAAGAAACGGCUCUACGUGACAUCAUGAUUGAAGAACUACACGCUCACCUAUAUUUGAAAAGUUUCUGGUGCGAGUCUCGAUGGGCGGCUUACAAACCUGGUCAAGAAUCAUUACCUGACCUUGGCCCUGGCUCGUCAUCGAACGAUGAGCUACCAAUUAUCUCGCCAUUCGGUGCAAUGCCACAAGCCCUUGCCAAAUAUCUAACCGACUUAAAUAUGCGACCAGUAUCAGAUGCACCAUUCUCAGUUUCAGACGAUCCUCGGCAAUCUGUGGUUGAACCACCGGGAUCCCGUACUCAUUCCCGUAACCCAUCUCUCUCCGCUCGUCCUACGUCUGUGGUCGAUCCAACACCAACGGUCAAAACUCCCGACAAUAUCGAGUCCAACUCAUUCCUUUACAUCGAGAUGUUACUCGAAGCGCUGGCAGUUUUAGGAUCUUUGGGUGGUGCGCUUGACACUGUUAACCAACGUCUCAAUGUAGAAAUCUUCACGCUUGUUGAGAGUGUGAUCUCGGACGUCCACGAAAGAGCAGAAUUUGUUAGAAGAGGACUGGAACAAUCUCAACCGGGUGCCGGGAACACAGGGAGUGGCGGAGGAAUUUAUGUGUUUGUGGGUGAAGGUCCUGGCGCACUGAGACUUGCCGCCCUCGAAGGCGCGGCAAAGAAAGUGGAUCAUGAAAUUCUGAGGGACUUGUGUUGGACUUUGUACUCCAAGUUAGAUGCCGUCGUACAAGGGCUGAGGGUUGUCAGUGAGGUGUCUGAAAGGAUUGCAUCUAGACGGGACUUUAAAGACGCUUCGGGAAUCAAUCCAGGUCAACUUUUCCCAUUGGCGAAUGCCUGGAGCUCCAUCCGCUCCGAGGUACGGAAUUUGUUGCACGAUCAAAUCAGCGACGAAGGUAGUGGCGUGACUGCGGGAAGGAAUCCAAUAUCCUCAAUCAAUGAGAUCCUUCGUACUGGUAAAUUUGGCCGAGAUAAAACCAAAGGAGCUUUCCACUUUGCUGAUACGGACCCCAAACCCGUUAACCGGGCCCUGCGCACACACGAAGAGGGGAUUACUCAGGUUUUACGCGCAACCGUCCCUGGAUUAAUCACCAGUCUCGCUGGUGAAGCGAGUGCUGGUACACAAUUCACAACGGGGCCUGACGCAUCCGAGCACCGUCUUCUUGUUCGUCCCGAUGCAUUCCAUGUGAGCGUGUUGUUCCAACCGACUCUCGCGUUCCUAGAGCGCGCGGCAGCAUGUUUGCCCGAUGGGGUUGCCGAGGGCGUUGGAGGGAUGGGCGGGGGAAGUCUAUUCCUGGACGAUUUCGUCGUUAGGGUAUACUUGCCGCAGCUAGAGGAAAAGGUAUCCGACCUAUUUCACCAAGCAGUCGGUGGUUUGGACGCUUUCCAUGAAGACACGCAUUCAGGGCGUAUUUCGGAACAGCCUUUGGUCAAAGCCAGUAUGCAACUCAUGGCACUCAUCAACUCCCUAUGUAUUAUGCUCCAAGCCACGCCUCUCCACCGAGAAAAUUAUGCUCGGCUCAUCUUAGGUGUAAUAAUUCAAUUCUACCAGCGCUGCUAUGAGCGAUUCCUCGACCUUGUCUCGCGAAGUACAUUCAGCGGAGAAAAUAGCAGCAUCGCGGCCAAGUGGGCCCAACGACCUGAAGUUGCAGCCUGUCUUGGAGAACUUUAUUCGACGCCGCUGCAUGAAAUAAAUCAACGUCGAACCUUGUGCAAACAAGAAACCAGAGUCGAAUUGACAUUCCUUGCAAAUGCGAUCGUAGGGAAGGAUGAUCUCCUCCCACAUGUUCGAGAUUUGACUGCACUUGGGAGCCUGUAUCGCAGUUUGACCUGGUUCAUCACUCAACUCCUGGGAAUGAAAUUGACACUUAAUGAUGCACCCGCUACUCUCAACGACCCUCGUGCGAGCCCCAAACCGCCACCGUCUCCAAGAAGCCCAGCACAAGUCCCCAACUCGCCAUUUUCGCCAAGGAUUCCGCUCGAAGUAAUUCAAUCGUCUUAUAUGCCAUCUGACUCACUCAGGUUGCCUUUAUCGCGUGCUAUGGCUCAGCGGUUCGAUGCAAUCAUGAAAACAUACGAUCAACUAGCUGAACUCACUCUCAGCACCAUCCGUAUCGAUGAAAACUACCGAAUCGAUCAAGAAUGCAAGCAGCCUGAUCCGUUUGUUCAAGAUCUUAAUACAAGUCUCAUUGCAUGUGACGAUGCUAUCAACGGUGUUCUGCCAGAGGUAGAAAGGAGGUUCAUCUUCGAUGGGAUUGGUGGUCUUGUCGAACAUCUGCUCGUAUCCAACUCCCGGUUCAUUCGGUUUGCCAAUGACUUUGGAAUCCAGAAGAUGCUCAGGAACCUUUCUGCCUUGCGUCAAAAUCUAAAGACUAUAACCGGAUUACCUGAGGAUUUUGAACUUUCCCAAGCGCAGGCUUAUUAUAACUUGUUCGAUUUAGGCCCGACGGCUAUGCUUGAACGGAUACGGAACAAUCAAGUGUUUGGGUUUGAAGAGUACAAAUCAAUGCUAAAUCUUCAGUGCGGCGUAGAUCAAGCUUUGGCGGAUAAUGUUCGACUAAGUGGAGCACCACAGCAAACCUCCGAUAGAGAGUAUAACGAUUACUUGAUUGAAUUACAUGCACUUGCCAUCGAUGAUUGGAAUUAG